Cylindrotheca closterium is the source of this 309-nucleotide messenger RNA. The record is from the annotation of a GenBank genome assembly. Lineage: Eukaryota; Bacillariophyta; Bacillariophyceae; Bacillariales; Bacillariaceae.
AUGUUCUGGUCAAGUUCCUGGCAACAAGUUUCACCGAGUAAUGAAAGGCUACUGCCCGAAGAUAAAAUGGCAAGAUUGCUUUCUUCUAAACAUUUGAGGGAAGAAGUUGGACGGGCGAUUGGUGCACCAGAUGCCCUAAGUCCCCAAACGACGUGGUUGCGUACGAAAAUCCGGGAGGUUUCCAUGACACGUACAUUUACUAGAGUUGUUGCAAAAGCGCACGUCCACAUUUCGGGUGAUCUAACGAAGCAGGUUCUGCUCGAGAAUUAUAUCCUUGACCAGAAUGAUGAGUUUCCAGCCUUCACAUAA